AUGGGUCGGCUCGACCGGAGUGAUACCACGGCCUCACAGAAAACCGGCGUCGGCAAGCGAGCUGACGGAUUACCUGAUGGUAAGCAAUCAGCGCUGCCCAUGGACGCAGUGACGGGUCUAACCUUAGCAGAACUCUCACAAACCCAAGGUGUUACUGCAGUGGAUCUAGUGUUAAGUGGUCUUAAGGAACAGGACUGGAGUGAUAACGACACACCAUGCAUAGAACAAACAUUACAAAUAUUGAACAAUGUGAAAAAUUAUACUGUUUGGGCAGUUUGGGUGUGGAAUUCAAUGCACAAUCCAGUUGGUUCAUUCUAUGGAUCGGAAUACAGUUUGGGUAACUAUGAUCAGUGUCUGAACGCCCCUACAACUACAGCUGACCCAAAAAUUGUCACUCAGUACUGUUUAGCUGAUAUUACACUGACUGAAAAGGAAUAUGAAAAAAGAGAACAUGAUGUGUUGGGCUCUACAGAACCUUAUGUUGCCACCAGAACUCCUAUAGGCCGUAACCUCAAUAGAGUGAUAUGGGGAACCUGUCUUCCGUCUACCUGCAAACCUGAUACCAUCACCAAAAUCCUCAAGGUUAUGUACCAAAUCAACCCUUUGACUCCAUCAGUACCAAGGAUCACUGUUGAUACCUGUGAAGCAGCUAACAAGACUACGGAAUAUAGUUUUGGAUUUUAUGCUUUUAUGACUUUAAUAACACUACUAGUCGCAACUUCAGUCAUUUCAACAUACUAUACUGAACGAUCGUACACCAAAACCUCUUUGCACACAAUAGCAUGUGCGUUCUCAUUGAAACGCAACUGGCAAACGUUGACAAGGAAAACAAAUGACGAUAUAGGAAUAUUGAACCUUUUGAAAGUGGGUCUUGCAACGUUAGCUGUGGCCACACAUACAGCAUUCUUUGAAGUUAUGGGACCUAUCAGUAAUGGACUGCAUUUUGAUAAUGUGAUGCUGGAGACCAGAAAUCCUUUACUGAACACAGUGAAGCACAUAGACCUUCCAGUGGACAAUUUCCUAAUGCUCUCAGGAUUGUUUCUUGUCCAGGGUCUGAUGGCGAAGAAUAAGAAACCAUUGGUCAGUCUUGUCAGUCGGUACUUUAGGCUCACAGCUUCGUAUGCAGUAGUGAUAUUUUACGUAAUAUCAGUAUCAUUUUACACUGGUGCAGGACCGUUUUGGCAGAAGUUUGCUGGAAGGGAACAACAAGCUUGUGCGAAGAACUGGUGGCUGAACUUACUGAUGUUGAACAAUUAUUUCAAUGCUGAUAAUAUUUGCCUCAUAGUCAGCUGGUACAUUCCAUGUGACUACCAACUAGCAGUCAUGGGCACCAUACUGUAUUUACUAUAUCAGAAGAAAAUUAUGGGGAAGGCUGCAACUGGUCUUACUGUAGUACUGGCUGUUUUAACUCCUGGAGUAGUCACGUAUUGGAAGAAACUACCAGGAAUUCUUCUGUACCAUGAUUUCGAGAGCAUGAUAGAUGUAAGGAAGAACGAUGUCUACGUAGACACCUACAUAAGGAGCCACAACAGAGCUGGCCCAUACUUCGUCGGCAUGGCUAUGGGCUACAUUCUCACUACGUAUAAACCAAGGCAUUACAGAAAUGUUAUUUCUAAGAAAAUAUCACUCGUCCUGUUCGUCGUAGCCUUUAUAAUAGCUUACGCAGUGGCCACGCAUCCUCUAUCAUACUCCAACCUGCAGUACAACCACUUGAGCUCAGCUCUGUAUGCAGCCUACAGCAGGAAUCUAUGGGCUAUAGCCACUUGCAUUACCAUCGGGGUCAUCGAAUAUGGGGAUGUGGCCAGUCUACGAUCAUUCGCGAGCUGGCAUGGAUUUGCAGUCCUCAGCCGGCUGGCAUACGGAGUGUAUCUGACGCACUCCAUCAUUCUGCAGCAAAAUCUAUACUCCAGGAAGAAUGUUCAGCAGUUUGACUUGGUAUACUCUGAGGGUCUUCAUGGCCUGGGAGUCCUGGUAAUGUCCAUGGUGUUUUCUCUCCUCUUAUGGUUAUUUGUAGAAGCCCCAUUGAAUAACAUAGUCAACAUUUUCAUCAAUUCCGGUACCGUACUCAUAACUCCUCUGAUAUUGAGAGUGUCCGUUGGCAGUACCGCAUGCUUACCAGCUGAUCCGCCACACCCACAACGUGCACCAGAUCAAGGCAACAACCAGCCAUCUACAUGGAACGCCAUCUACAGCCAGCCGAACCAACUACUGAAGCCUCCCAGGAAGCAGCCGGAGAACCAGGACGCAGCCAAGGAUGACUCCAUAGAACUAUAUCAAAUGGAGUUGCCUGUUCCUCGGAGAGGGCAGAAUGUUCACACAUGA
This is a messenger RNA of Spodoptera exigua (beet armyworm), 2322 nucleotides long. NCBI's taxonomy places the organism in Eukaryota, Metazoa, Arthropoda, Insecta, Lepidoptera, Noctuidae. The record is from the annotation of a GenBank genome assembly.